CUGCCCGAUCUAUCUAUUCCCCUCCAGCCGCAAGUCUCUCAACCUCCAGCUAGGGUUUCGCACGCGGUAAGUUUCCCCCCUUUCAAUUCGCUCAAAUCUCCUCCAAAACCUGGACCCGCGCUUCCAUAAUGUCGUGCCUAGGCGACCAUAUGUUUUCGUUAAUGAGUAGCGUGGCCUAUUAUGAUCAAAUUCUAGGAUUCAGGCGAGAUUGCCACGUCUUCCUAGUGAGAUGGCCAUGCUCAGGACUCGGAACAGCUUCCUUAAUUACUACUAGCAAUUGAACGAAUUAAGUGUCUUUUUUUAUGUAAAAAAGCCCUAGGUCUUUCUUAGUACUCUGAACCUUUGCUAUGUCACUUGCAGGGCCUCAGUUUUAUCUUCUUAAUUUGGUGUUUAUAAAUGAUUGCGUGGUCCUUAACAGUUAACACUAAUGAAAGGCUGUCAUGUUCUUAUCAAUACAUUUACACACAAUCCUCCUUUUAAUUUGUUACUAGCAAAAGUGCCCGUGCGUUGCCACGGUCUAAAACAAAUGUGCUUAUAAACCUAGAAAACAAUAUGAUGUAAUUUUUACCGCUCAAAAUUUGUUACUACCUCUGUCCAUAAAUGGAUGUCGCAAGUUUUUCUAGAAUCUCAUUUCCGUACAUCUAAAUUUAGACAAAUCUACGAUAUUCUUUUAUGGAUGGAGGUAGUAUAUUUCACUUGUUUUUUUUUUGUUUGUUUGUGUCAUUUAAAACAUUUUUGAUUUUGUUUUAGAUUUAGAUUUAUUUUCCCGUUGCAACGCACAUCAAUCCUCUCAAAAGAGAAAUAAAAACUCAACAUCCGACCUUCCUUUGGCACACCGCUAGCCAACGUGGGAGCCGGCUAUGGUACAGAGGAGGGGGUCGAAGGCAAAAGCAGUGGCGGAGCUGCUCGCCUGAGCCUGGGCCAAACCUUGUUGGCGAUGUACUACACAUAUUUUGCCCAAACAAGCAGCAAGCUGAACUCUAAGCAUGCUCUGUUUUCAGCGGAGUUUCACUGGGCGUACCCGGGAAGUUUCCCAGGGUUGCCAGGGAGGUGGUUCCGCCCCUAGGCCAAGGUAGGGGUUGGUAUAUGGUUAGUCGCAAGAUGGCCUUGAAAGACGUAGAGGUCGGUGAAGCGGUUAGGAGCGACAUGGAUGUGAGGCUUUACAGAUUAUGAGUUAAUCCACAUAAAAUCGAGGGGUGGAAAUGCAAUAUCGCUUCGCCCAUCUUGGUCGCCACCCCCUCGAUGCCACUAACCUUGCUCGACCACCUACGGCCAUUUCCAUAGACCGGCAGUGCACCGUUCUCCAUUGUUCAGGAAUUCGUUAACUGGUAACGGCUCGCUCGGCCACUGAAUAGCGAUUAAUCAGCCAAUUCCCUAGUUAAUCGGCCGAUUAAUCGGGUAAUCAACAUUUAUCGGCUACUCAGUGACCCACUGAGUAGCGAUUAAUUGGCCAUUUAAUUGGUGAUUCAGCUGAAUUCUUGAACAAUGCCGUUCUCUCCCUCGUAUCUCACACACGGUCGCCACACCUUCCUGGCUCCGUCCGAUUAGCCUCCCGCCUGAUAUGCUGAUAUGUCGUCAUCAUCGUCAUCAAGGCCGCCGACAAGCUGCAAACCUCCACCUCAUCCUGGCUUCAGUCAUGGUUGCGUGGAAUUUUGUCAAGGCGGAAAACAAUCGGUUAUUCCACUUUGGCUGCGGUAGAUGGUAAUUUCGAUAGAAAAGUGAGGAUAUAUGAGUAAACAAAACCAAAAAAUAAUAAUCUCUUUGGCCUCUCUGCUGUGUCAUACAACGGGCACAACCAAAACAAAUAAGGCUUCUCUGAAUCUCUGCUCUCAGUCAACAGCUUUGCAGGGCCCGCUCUGUUGUUUAUUUCGGCUCGUAGAUCUGGGGCAAACCAUAAUUCCUUUCUCUCUGGUCGAUCUGGGGCAAGUUAUAAUUUCUUUCUCGCUGAUUGUUUUCUCGGAGGCGACUUGCAGAUUCCAGAAAAUCUAGGUAUAUAAACCGGCUAAACUCCUUAUAAUUAAGCGAGGUGGGAUUAUUGAACAGAAAAUACCCAGCAUAUCAUAAGGAUGAAGCGGACUUCAUCAAAACGGAUUUGUAUAAUUUUUGGCUGAUUCUAGGAAGCCCACUCAUGCGUCUUGGGGUCAAUUGAUGUGAGCCAGGCCCACAAACGCAACCACAUGGCCCGGCAGGGUGAGAGGGAUGAAGAACUCGUACCGAUGAGUUCCUCCACAGGAGCCGCUCGUUCGUGGGAGUAGAAAAUUAAACGAACCGGUACAUGGCAUGUGAUGUAUUAAGGGAUUUGGUGGGAGGGUAAAAACGUCCAUAAAAAAGUUGGACGAAAAUUUUGGCAGAAACCUUAGCUCCUUUAUUAUUAGGUAUAGAUUAAGGGAACCAUCGGUCCCGUGCUCUUCCCGGCUAUCGAUGCACCUACGUUAAGAUAUGCAGCAACACAAUACAGUAGGGAUCAAAGACUAAAUGAUACUAUACACUCAAACUACCUGCAUUUGUCGACAGACUCAUAACAGGAAGCAAGGACUAAGUGAUAUAAUCAAACUGCCGACCUUAUUUACUACUACUAACAUUUGUGGGGAUGUAUGGUUGUUUAAGUGCAGCGCCUCCUAAACUUAGAAAAACUCAACUGUGUUGCUCUAGAUGUUGCUGUGACUUGGCUCCUUGUUUGUUACAAAGCUAUUAGUUAGCUACUGAAACUCCGUCGCCUUACCUCAUCUUGCAUUUUCAAACUAGAACAAGGUGAACUAGAAAACACGCUUGUUGCUCUUGCUCAUCAUUCAGCAAUGCUGUUCAAACCCCUACAGUGUACAUCUCCGGUUCAGGGAACUUCUUUCUUGUAAGCUAUUGUGCUGGUUUAUGUACCAGUUAUCCCAAUUAUGGGAUCAGACUUUCUUCAAGUGCUAUGUGUCCUUACCUUGGAAAAACUCAAAUGUGCUCAUCUAGAUGCUGCGCUGAAUUAGCUCUAUGUUAGUUAACAAGCUAGUAUUAGGUAGGUCGAUUUACCUUACCUUACCUUAUUAGUACAUUUAUAAACAAUCUUCCUUUUAGUUUGUUAGGGAAUCAUGUGUGUUUUGCUCUUCCUGGCUCCUGAUUCACCUUCACUGAGAUAAGAUGCAAACUGAUAGAGUAGGAACCGAAGACUAAAUGAUAUACUCAAACUACCUACCUUUGUUGACAUAUUUGGGGGGAAUGGUAGGAAUCAAGGACUAAAUGACAUAUUCAAACUGCCUACCUUUUUUUUCCGAUAUGGGAGCAUUGCUCCGGCCUCUGCAUCAAUAGAUGCACACAGCCAUGUUUUUAUUAAAACAAAGGUUCAAAUAAAUAUCCUUAUUACAACCCAGAGACAUCUAAAACUGUAACAGUAACCAGCCAACCAAAGAUGAAAAUAAAACAAAAUCUAUCCAUCUUCAAACUUCGAUUCUUUUAAUGUGCCGCCAUCCAGUAGCCUGGAAUAGCAGUCCCGUGCGACCGCCAAUAGUCGGUUGCAACCAAUAUCCAUGAUAUCCCGCUGGUCCUCCGGGAGAAGGUAUGCCCAUAGUUGUAUCCAAUGCGCCGCACGAAGAAUAACCUGCAAAAAAUUGGUUCCCUUCUGUUUAUUAAACACAAUAUCAUUUCUACUAGUCCAUAUCGACCAACAAAGUGCAGAAAUGCCAAUACGAAUAUGUUCUUUAUCUCGCUUAUUCACCCCAUUUAACCAAUUACCAAACAUGUUAGUAAUAUUUGUUGGAGGAGGAAUGUUAUAAGCAAAAAAUACCAUUCUCCAAAUCAGUUUUGCAAAAGGACAAGAGAGAAACAGAUGAUCAACCGUCUCAUUGUUAUCACAGAAACAACAUUUUUGACAGCCUAUCCAUUUUCUCUUAAUCAGAUUAUCCUUAGUAAGUAAAACCUUAUUACUAAGAAACCACAUAAAAAUAUUUAUCUUAAGGGGUACUUUAAUCUUCCAUAGGUAUUUUCUCAGAAAUCUAGUAUGUCCAUUCAUAAGAUCAAGAUACAUAGAUUUAACUGAAAAUAAACCUGAGUCUGUUAGUUUCCAAACAAAUUUAUCAUUAUCAUUUGUCAAUUGUACAGACAUUAGGCGUUCACACAAGUUUAACCACAAAUUCCACUUAUGUUCAUUAAGGUAUCUCCUAAAACCAAUAUUAAUAGGAGAUUGACCCAAAACCGUAGAUACCAACACAUUCUUUCGUUAAACUUUGUGUGAAUGUUACUAACCACAAACUGCCUACCUUCUUUGUUACUAACCUUUGUGUGAAUGUUGGUUCUUUAAUCGAUAUGUGUCCUAAACUUAGGAAAACUUAACUUUAUUGCUCUAGAUGCUGUGCUGACUUACCUCUAUGUUACUCCAGUUAACAACAUAUUAGAUAGGUAGACUAAACAGUACCUGUGUACUUGAAAAAUCACCGGCUGUAACUGUUGCCCCUUUCUUGGAACCAACUGAAAUGCAUGGUUUAAUUGGUGAAAACGAGUACUGGAUAUAGAUUCUGUGGUAUCAGCAUAGGUAAUCAAAGUAUAGCCAUAUCCUGGAAUGGUAGAAAGAGCUGGCCUUUCUGGACUUCAUUUUAUCUAUUCAGUUUUCCUCUAAAAAGACUGGUUGGAAAGAGCUGGUAUUUGUGUAUAUUUUUUUUUCACCAAGAACAUCUUCUGCACACUUCAUUUUUUCUGUUCAAUCGUAGUUUGGAUACCUGACUUUGUGCUUAUGUUGUUGGAGAAACUAUGCAGAGUUUUACAUUGGUAAAUUCAGCAGAUAUUUUUCAGAAUGGGUUUGAAUGGAACAAUAUAUACAGAAUAAUCAUCUAGCACUAGGAGUUUAAGUGGCCAAUCAACUUGUACCUAUAAGGCUAUAACUGUCAUGGAAAAAUUAUUCCAUCCAUUAGGCAAUGCUGGUUCUCUUUUUAGCCUAACUAAGAUUGCCACUCCCUAGAUGAACCUAUAGUUUCCCUCUUGCAGUAAUUUGUUUAGAUGAAACAGAUACUCAUGGAGCCAUGGAUCAAAGUUGGCGAAUGGCUGUGGUGUUUGUGAUAUGCAUGAAAAUGUGGAUGGUGAAGCUUUCGCAUCAACAUGUGCACUCCCAAAUUUCCUUUUCUCAAACAUUAUUCCCCAAAGUGUCUUCCCACACACCAUAUUUAGCUCUGCUGGAUAACCUGUGCACUGUCUUUCUUGUCCUGCAGUCAUUAAUCCAUUAUUAUUUUCCAACUCUGCAGUACAAAAUUUUAUCUGCAGUCACCUCGGCGCGUUCCUUUUUUGUGCCUUUUGGAGGAUCAUUCCAAUGCUACUCUAUUUUCAUUUUUGUCCAGUUGUGAAAGUUGUGAAUGGCUUCCUCCUGAAUUCCAAGUUCAAUGUGUAUAUUUGGCCAAUGGUACCUGAACUAAUAGAUGUGCACUGAUAGUAGCUUUAGCUUUAGAGAUUUUUUUUUAAUUCCCUGUUUACCUACCAUCCAGCCUAGUAUAAUCUAGCUUUCAAUGAUGAGCAUGUUGGGGUUCUGCGUCAAGAUCUAGAUUCUUUUCCUUGUUAACACUGAAAUAGCUGUAUUGUAUUCUUUCGGUUGUUGGGCACUAAGAAGUAAGAACGCUGUCAGAACCUUAGUUUUAAUAUUCAUUGGCAAGUAGGUCUUAGAUUUUCUAGAAGUAGGUAUUCAUCUCACAAGAGUGUUGAAUCAUAGACAGCUGACCCUUCAGUAUGUCCAUAUCAGAUGAUUCCCUCUCUUGUGUCAGAGUAAUACCUGUCAUUUUUAGCUUUGAUUAAGAACACUGUCAGAAGCUUCUUGCAUUACAAAAUCAACCUUGGCAGGUUAUUGUUCCUUUUGCCAGUAUAUACCUCUAGACACAUUCCUGUGUAUUACUUACCUUCAUUCAGGAUAUCACCACAUUGUCACUCUGUUCUGGGAUUCACUUGUUUUUUUGGCUGUUAAAGAUUCUAUUUGCUUGUUAUAUGGCAAAAAUAUAUGAUGAUAACGCACCGAGAUAAAUGUAAAGUUUCACUGACCAGUACGACUCCAUUGUGUUGUGUACUUGUGUGGAGGUCGGUGGUCAAAAGAUUAUUCAGCUGUUGCCCAGAUCCUGCCAAUGUUGAGGUAGGUACGACCAAUUUUCGUUGCCAAUACUUGCACCUUGCAUCUCCUUCUCACAACUGAACAGGACCUGCCUAUUGAGGAUCUUUUCAGUAUCAGGCCAUGAGCCUUCAUCAUUGUCCCUGCUCGAUCUGCUUUGCAAAUUUUACUUGGACCUCAUGAUUCACAUAUCUCUUUUCAAAGUUUACAUACAAACAGGGUGACAAAGUAAAAUAAUCAAGGCAUGUGAGGGCCCUGUUAACAUAGACUAAUACUAUAAGAUAAUGCAUGUGAUUCCUAGCAUCUAUUAGCAGGCAGGCCUACUUGUCCUAUUGUUUACAUAAGCGGUACUCUUGGUUCUCUUAAUUGGUUAAAUGUAGACUUAAACCUGAGAUUGAUCUCACUGGCGUGUGUGACCUUGGGUGCGGUGCUGGGGCCAAGGGGUUUCUGCAUAAAUAUAACCACGUCCACGUGACAACCUACCUGUACUGAUUGGAUCGAACUACAUGUGGCCCGUGAGACAUGCUGCCAUCAAGAUACGCUUAGAUCAUCACCGACUAGCUGGUUCUGAUUGGAGAUUUGAUAUUUAUAUUGUUUUCUCAUCGUACUUAAGAGCAACUUGGUGAUUUGCAGAGUAGCUUACUCUGCAAAUGGCAUUCUAUGCAAGUUUAAUGAUGGUAGUUAGUAGUUACGCUUAGAGCAUAACUUGGGCCAGUUAAGUAGUUAACUUCGUGGAAUGGUUAAUGGGAUAGUGUUAUAGGAAAGUAGUAGUACCUAACGAUCCAUCAUUAUUGUACUAGGCAGUGGAUCUUGCCAAUUGAAUAUUCAGAGACAAAGAGAACAUUUAGUGCAUGCGUAUGCGGUGAUUGGCUGGCUAAUCAGAUCGUUAUCAGGCUAAUAGGAUCUGUAUUAACCAACUCUUGCGCAUGUCCGAUGUCAUUAGUUUGUCAUAACACAUUAUCUACAAUUAAAAAAGUCUGCUAUGUUAUUAAGUUCCGCACCAGUUUACUAGAUCUCUUACGCUCUUAAAUGAUGUGCAGUAUCAUGACUGGGUGGGCAAAUUAUGGCAUUAAUGCAUUGGAAUGAUUAGCGGCUUAUGAUCUAAAGAUGGAACUGAUUAAUUACAUUGAGCUGCCUGGAAACUAUGUAUUUGUUCUGGUAUGAUGUAUUACUAGUUGAUAGUUGAACUUUACUAGCUCGUGAAAGCCGAGAGUGUCUAGAGACUUGGAUCAAAAUGCAAGUACCCACAAUGCUUACAAGUUGAGCUUUUACUGUCAUGUUCACAUCGUAAUACUGUCUUGUAAGCUUCUAGACAGUACGAAGGGCUAAUCCAUGUUGUACUAGCUCAGGUGUCAGUGUGUCACUGAAGGAAUAAAGCUGGUUGUUCCACUAUAGUUGCUGUACUGGUUGGCUCAUUGCAUUGACUGGUCAAAUUUCACAAUGAUUCUUCUUAGUUGUCCAGCAAUAAUUUCCUAGAAAGACAGAUUCAUUCUAAUAUGAUCUGUACAUAUACUAGUCUUUGUGAAUGUAUUUGGUGCCAUAGUCCAAUGCAUCUAGCUCUUAUUGCUUACAGAGCUAAAUGCUGCGGCUAACACAUGGAAGUGUUUCUUCAUAAUAUGCAGUUAUUAAGUAGUAUAACUUGUUGCAAUCUGUAUAAACUUACAUGUAUCAAUUCAUACACGAGAGCUUGUUCCGAGCCGAAGGCAUACAUGAUAAUGCUAUACUAAUUGGUAAGCCUAAUACAUAGCAAGCCUCAGCCUCAUUACAUGCAUAACCUGUUGCAUAUAACAAAACGCUGGGUUCCUCCGUACUUUCAUGUUUUCAGGAAGCUUGGUUACGGUAUUUUACAUCAGGUCUACUUGAGCAACAGAACAAGAAUGAGAAUGACUGAAGUAGAGGAACCAAAGGGUUUCACGAGAUUGCAGGCGUGGGUUUAUCUGCAACCAGCUCAGUCCUUUGUUUCACUCAUUCUUGUAUUUGAAAGUCGAAACAGUGCAGGAUCUGAUGCAUCAACCCUGGUCUUAGUUCUCCCUGAUAAUGUUUGGAUGUAAUAACACUUGUCAAUAUGACCCAUACAUGUAUUGAUUAUCAGGCGCCACAAGACAUGGGCUGUGGGUGCCAAAUGAUCGAAGAGACCAGUCAGCAUCAUGACACUGCUGAAUCAGAUACAGACUGUGAGUACUGGCCUCCAAGUCGUCUCUCGCGCCAGCAUUUCUUCUCAUGUUGUUCAAAGUUCCCUCCCACUUGCAGCGGCGAUGCACGAGUAGCAUAACACUCACACAAGCUCCUCAGUCACGGUCGAGGCAGUCAGGCUCGUCGAGGAUCACUGACGAGCAAAUCAGCGACCUUGUCUCCAAGUUGCAGGACCUCCUCCCUGAAGCGCGCCUCCGGGGCAAUGACAGAGUGCCAUCUUCAAGAGUGCUGCAGGAGACGUGCAGCUACAUCAGGAGCUUGCACCGGGAGGUCGACGACCUGAGCGAGAGGCUGUCUGAGCUGCUGGCGACGUCGGACAUGAGCACCGCACAGGCGGCUGUCAUCCGCAGCCUUCUGAUGUAGUGAGAGAGAGAUGGUCCUCGUCCUCGCCACUGUUCUUGCCGAGCGCACAACCCCGAGUUUGAAGUUUGUAGCUUAGAGCGUGAUCACUUAAUCUAGCGCCGGCGUUGCAGGUUACCUAAUUCGUGUCUACGUGGAUACAUGCUGCUAUCGUGUCAUCAUUGUUAAUCAGGCCCAUCUUUUUCGUGUAUUUAAUCGUCAUUCGUGCAAAUAAUAAUCAUGUACCUUGUGUGUAUGUGUUGUAAUUUUGCAAUGUCACUCAGUAGUGGUACUGCCUGGCUA
Messenger RNA from Lolium perenne, 8893 nucleotides. Lineage: Eukaryota; Viridiplantae; Streptophyta; Magnoliopsida; Poales; Poaceae. The record is from RefSeq and is a predicted model, not a curated record.